This is a messenger RNA of Cryptosporidium ubiquitum, 321 nucleotides long. RefSeq lists its product as uncharacterized. NCBI's taxonomy places the organism in Eukaryota, Apicomplexa, Conoidasida, Eucoccidiorida, Cryptosporidiidae. Bases 1 to 321 code for a protein of 106 amino acids. The record is from RefSeq and is a predicted model, not a curated record. The transcript has a single exon.
AUGUGUGAAAAAAAAGGCUUAAGCCUUCCACCGAAAAAUGAUGAGCUUAGAAGAGAAGAAAAAGAGUCAUUAGAAGGUGAAGCUUUGACUCUGAGGCUCAAUUUCAAGGAUUUGGACGGUGUUGUUGAAGAACUUAGUGUUAGUUCCUCAACUGAGGUGGGGUUUGUUAAACUUCUAAUAGCUAAAAGUAAAAAUGUACAAGCAAAGAAUAUCCAAAUAUUAUACAACGGAAACAAUAUGAUUAAUCCCAUGUCUUUGUGUGACCAUCCAGGAGUUUCUCCACCUUCCAUUGACGUGGAUGUUUAUUUAAAUUCAGUUUAA